AAACAACAGAUGGCGUAAUCUCCAUUGCAAUUAAAUACGGACUCGACGACGACGGAGGUGUCUGCUCCUAGACCUAGUAUCAUGAUUUGUUUUGGGAAUGCUGGAAAAGCGCGUAGUUUUCUCACUUACAUCAGAUUAAUAGGUUCAUAGAACUGAAAUCAAAUGUGUGAUGAGUCAUGGCCAGAAGAUCACCAGACCCCAUCUUUGUUUUAAGAGGUUCAAACGCUCCAGUCAGUUGUGUCAGGUUUGCCCUGGAUUCAUCUUCAUACAGAGAACAUAUUCUUUCAGGAUGCACUAGUGGUCAUGUGAAGAUAUGGGAUCUUUCAACCAGGAGGUGUGUUUCAUCACUAGAUGGUCAUCGUGGACAAGGUAUCUUGACCAUUGAAGGAAUGAACAAUGGCCAAAUUCUCAGCCAUGGACGUGAUGGCUAUGUACAUAUAUGGGAGCUAGCAGAGGGGAGAUAUGACAUCAAGACUUCAAUCACAUCAGCUACGACAAACUUUUGCCAAACUGCUCUCUGGCAGAAACAAGGUAAUGGCUCCCUGGCAGUUUCUGGAGGUCAAAUAUCAGAGGUCAGGGUGAUUUCUCUGGAUGGUCAUCAUGAGAAAGCCAAAUUGCUACCAUCAGAUGGACAUAAACCUCUAGGUAUGCCGAUGUGUAUGAAGUUCAUAGAUGAGACACGGCUCUUGAUUGGUUACGAAAAUGGCAGUGUAGUUGUAUGGAAUCUAUCAUCUUGCUGUAUAGAGAGUGAGAAUAAACUACAUCAUGAACCAGUUAUGUGUACGGAGUAUUGCUCAGAGUCUAAUAGAGGUAUCUCAGGCUCAUCAACUGAUCAGCUAGUUUCAUGGUCUAUGACAUCUCAGGGUGAGAUAAUUCUAGAUAAAGAGAUAACCUUGACAAAUCCUGGAGUAGCAUCACUCUCUUUACGAGACGACAAGAAGAUCUUGGUGUCAGGUGGAUGGGAUUCGAGAGUUCGUGUGUGGACCUGGAAGAAGCUAAAGCCCUUGGCUGUUCUAAACUACCAUUCUGAAACAGUCAACUCUCUUGAUUUCUCUUCAAGAACAGAUAGUAAAGGUUACUUGAUGGCUGCAGGAAGCAAAGACACUCAUAUCAGUGUUUGGUCACUUUACAAUGACCCUAAGACUUGAAAAUACUAGAACCAGGGAUACAUAUACACCCAAGUAAUGAGAGGAUAGAUGCACCGGGCCCAGUGGGAGAGUUUUUAUAGUAUUAUUUUGAUAUAUACCCUUUGGUCACGCAUUGUGGCACUUAAACUGGACCAAGAUGAGGAAAGCGGUAACCCGAUUACGUGGUGUGAAAUUUCUUCAAAAUGCAUGUCUAAUAUAGUCAUGCAAUGGAGCCUGUGGUGUGUGCUGCAUAACAACCCCUAAAUAUAUUUUCUUCAUCCCAUAUUUUCUCUGAAAUGUUAAAACAAUUGUUUUUUUAGAUUAAAAAAAUGCAAUCUGUUUCACUGGGUGAAAGCCAGAAAUGUGUUUACAUUAUUAUUUAUUUCCUAGUCUUGAAGAAAGUACAGAAUUCAAGCAACUUGUAUUUAUGAUUAAAACAUUGAUUCUCUAUGUACAAUGUUUUAUGGGAGUAUAUAGAAGCAGGCCUUUGAAGCAUAAUGGGACAGAUAUGAUUGAAGAAAUGUAAUAUGCUGGCCAUAAUCCAUUGAGAGAAUAAAUUAAAUGCCAAAAUAUGCACCCCAUUUUUCUGUGUGUAUUGCCUCUGAAUGUGCAAUAUUCACUUUUUGCAACUCUCCAUUAAAAAUGUGAACAGAAAAAUAGUGCAAAUAUUUUUGCUGUCCAUGAAUUUGCUAUUAUGCAACUUGAAAGAAAUAUGAAAAGUUAUACAAAGAUUGAAUGACCGAUUGGUUCCAGGAAUGGGGAUAUGAACUAUUCUAGGGGUCUGAAAGCAAGGUCUUUGGUCAUGUGAUGUGUUUAUCUAUGAAUUGAUUGACUUACCAAUAUUCAAGAAGGUAUCUACAUGUAUUUAGUAAAAAAAAAACCAAAGUAAAAAACAAAGUUACUAGUUCUUCGACUUUUUUCACCACAUCUGUCGAAGCUGUCGUGAAUAACAGUCAUGAAUGAUGCUUGAAUUAGUUGCAAAAAUAUUUUGAUUUUUGAUGCCAGCAUUAUAUUCGAUGUCCAGUUUACUAAAACUGAGCAGAAACUUUUAAAUCAAGGAUUAAAAUGGAACGAUAGUCCAUCAUCACCUAUUCAAGAAAAUAAUCUGCCCAUUGUUACAGCACUAAAACCACUAUUAAAAAGUUCUCAUCUUUCAACAAAAGCUUUUUUUUUACAUCCUGUUAUUGAUUUUCAGCUGGUGAACAACAGUUAAACUGGAUCAUUAUUAAAAAACAUUUGAAAGCAAAUCCUCUACUGAAAAGAAAAAUCAAAAGGUUACUCUGCAGGUUUUGGAGAAUAUACAUGUAGAUAUAUCAUAAUUGAUAGGAGUUUGUUAUACAACAAACUGGUGUGAAAGGUGGAUUGAGAUUGAACGUUAGGACAAUAGUUGUGAUUGAUUCAAUCCAUUUCAAUUAUGGCAAGCUAUAUUGACAAUAUUUUUGUGUCAGAGGCAUACUUAUCCGAACAAUGAUGUAUGCGUAAACAAAGUUGUUAUAUUUAGAGAAUACUUCAAAAGGAAAUUCUAAUUACUGACGAUUUCUUUCUAGUUUUAAAUAAUGAAAUAAUUGGAUCAAUCAUAACUCUUAGUAAGAUGAGGCCCUGAUGUUGUAUGAAUUGAGUAGAGGAAAAGAUGGUUGAAAAUGUCCCGAAGUUGAGAUUACCUCGCAAGUAUAUAUCUUCAUCGUGUUUUGGUAUAGGAUGCAAUACAUACAGAUUGUACACCAAAACAAAAAACAAAAGAUUUAAAGAUAUCUCCAAAAGGUGCAUUUAUUCUCACACCAGAUAGAUUAGAUUUACAAGAAAUGCUCUAAAGGGAAAUCCAUUCCAGUCUAAUUAGAUAGCACAAUUCUAGAGGCAGUAUGGUAAACAUUUUAAUGAAAUCAACCAUGAUGAACAUAUCACUUUGAUGAAGUAGUUCACUAGAAGAUUUCUGUACGAUUCAACUCAAUAAACACUGCACUUUUACAGAAACCUGCUUGCACCUCUAGGAAUUGACAUGAAAUGCUAGUCAUAAAAAAUAUUUGUUAGUAACUAACCGUCACAAACAAUCAUUGUCUAAAGUGCAAAGUAAGCUGGCAUUAUUAUAUCAUACAAUGGAUGAUACAUUAUAAUGAUUGCAUAACUUUAUGUUACUGGGCACAUGUCUGAUUUAACUUGCAACUUUUCACCAUUCUGUUCAUCUUAUUAUUGUGCUUUCACAUUUGACUUCUAAGAAGGGAUUGGAUUCCCAUUUAAGAGUGAAAACAGUGAUCUCAAUCUGAAAUUGCACUUCAGCAAGAAAUGAAUAAUAAUACAUCACAAGCUAUAUGUAAAAGCUAAAAGUGAAGAGUUCAAAGCACUUCUGGCACCUGCCAGAUUCAGAGUAAGACAGUAAACUGUCAGGUAAGCUUCUAUGAAUAUUCACAAUCAAUGUGAGCGAAGUAUAAUUGUGACCACACAACUCACAGGGUUGCUGCUCCACAACUAAAUAUUAACAACAAAUGAAAGAGGAAAUAAUAUGUUGCAAUUAAUCCAUUUUACCGUUAAAAUGAUUAAAGAAAUUAUUUGAUACAG
Messenger RNA from Lytechinus pictus (painted urchin), 3680 nucleotides. Its product is annotated as guanine nucleotide-binding protein subunit beta-like protein 1. Gene Ontology annotation, molecular function: protein binding. Lineage: Eukaryota; Metazoa; Echinodermata; Echinoidea; Temnopleuroida; Toxopneustidae. Bases 177 to 1148 code for a protein of 323 amino acids. The record is from RefSeq and is a predicted model, not a curated record. The transcript has 9 exons.